Rangifer tarandus platyrhynchus (Svalbard reindeer) is the source of this 774-nucleotide messenger RNA. The record is from the annotation of a GenBank genome assembly. NCBI's taxonomy places the organism in Eukaryota, Metazoa, Chordata, Mammalia, Artiodactyla, Cervidae.
AUGGGAACGCGGCCCGCCCCAAGCGGCCUCGGCGCAGACAAAGGCCGCCCCUCCCUGCGGCGCACGGCCGGUUCCCACGGCCCGCCGCUCCCCUUCCUCCCGGCUUUAGCUGAAGCUCCAUUAACUCCGCAUAAAACCUCAGUCACUUCGCCCAGCCGGGAAAGGUGUCCCCAUCGCGGGGCCCAGAGGAAGCGGGGGGUGCGGGUCAGGGGGCUGACUCUCCAGAGAUGUUCUAUCCGAACCCUGGCCACUUCAAACAGAAGCAGCCGCUCCCGCCCAGAGCUCCAGACAGAGGCUGAAACAGGCCCAGCCCCUUCAGUGACAGCAGCGGGUGCAAACCGCACCUUCCAAGGGCAGAGAGGAAAUGCCCCGAGCGGGGUGGAGGUCGCAGUUCCAGACCCCGCAGUACCUGGGAAAGUCAGAGUGGGCUUCCUGGAAGAGGCCACAGCCGAAGGGGCUACUUCAGAAGCAGGACGGGUACCAGGCCCCAAAGAGGGCCCCGGUGGGGAGAGUUUCCUAAGAGCCCAGCCCUCCAAUCCCACUGGUGCCGCCGCUGUCCCUGGUCCUGAGGGCGGGUCUCCGGGCCCGGCGCGACAGUUGCGCUUCCCCCAGAGUGCGGCCGGGCCCGGCCGUGGAGCCGCCGCUGCAGGAGGCCCCACCAGGCCGGGGAAGCUUUACCAGGAAGCGAACCACACGGCCAAGGUCGGAUGGCCAAACGGGAAGGGAAGUGAGGCCGACCCAGGGUCCAAGGCGCCGCCAUCGGCCCACGACUGA